AUGCAAAUCUUUUAUCUCGUGGUCGCAUUCAUCCUAGCGGCUACCGCCAUCGAAUCAGCCGCCGUUGAACGCUCUGAAUUCAAAUGUUGUCUCGCUCUCCUGAAAGACGAUGUACUUUCUGGAAAGGUUUUGACUCCGUGCAACGAGGAUUUCCACCAUCGUUUGGAGUCAUACUACUCCGCCAAUGCGGCCGAGCCACCUCGCUGCAUGGUGUUGCCUCAGACCGCUGAAGACGUCGCCAGGACCAUCCAGAUCAUAUCUGCUCGAAACUGUUCCUUUGGAAUGAGAAUCGGGGCUCACUCGGCGUUCCGCGGCUCGAACGGGCUCAAGGAUGGCAUCACAGUCGAUUUCGGCUACAUGAACUCGACCGAAUAUGACCCGACCACCGGCAUCGCUUCCGUCCGCCCAGGCUCGAACUGGGGCGAUGUAUACUCCGCUCUGGAUCCGUUCGGUGUCACGGCUGUUGGAGGACGAGCUUCUGUCGUCGGGGUUGGGGGUUUUACUACGGGCGGUGGGUACUCUUUCCACAGCAACAGGAGAGGAUUCGCUUGCGACAAUGUUGUCAACUUCGAGGUUGUCCUCGCCAAUGGUACCAUUGUGAAUGCAAACGCACACGAGAACGCUGGCCUCUGGAGAGCUCUCAAGGGGGGCUCGGGAAACUUUGGUUUCGUCACACGGGUUGAUGUCGAGGUCGUCCGUUCGACCCAGAUAUGGGGCGGGAUCACAACCUACGACCUGAGCAAGACAGGCGACGUGGUCAACGCUUACGUGAAUUUCGUCAACAACAUGGACGAAGACCCGGCGAGCCAGGCCAUCGUGACUCUGCUGUAUGGCCAGCAGGGGUUGAGCCUCGUUGCAGUGUUAACAAACAGUGACGCGAAAAGUUCCGCGCCCGCCUUUCGAGAAUUUGCCAGUAUUGCCAACGUUUCAAGCACAGCUCGCGUCGGAUCUGUCGCAGAGAUGGUUCCUGAGUUCACCGGACCAACUCCCCUAGGACUCUACGCCAAUUGGAGGACAGGCAUGACCUCACACAGCGCCGCUUUUAUGGACUUUGUUCUUCGUACCGUGCCCGAAUACACGAAGAGAAUGCAGCUCGCAGCUCCGGCCUCCGACUUCGAGCUUCUCACUCAAUUCCAGCCUGUGACCAAGUCGAUGGUGGCCCAUGGCGACGAACGAGGUGGCAACGUCCUCGGCCUUGGGAGGGUGGUCGCAGACGGCUCGGCUCUCAUGUGGCUCCUAGCACUCACCGUGGAUACCGCAAAGAACCAGGAGUUGAUCUUGCCUCUCUUGCUCGAUCUUGAGCGUGUCAUCAACCAGUUUGCUGUUGAGAAGGGACUUCAAGAAGACUGGGAGUUCCUAAACUACAGCGGCUUUGAUCAGACGCCAAUUUCGCACUAUGGCGAGGAAACAGUCCACUUCAUGAGGAAUAUUUCGUUGGAGUACGACCCAGGCAGAGUUUUCCAGGACCUUCGGAAGACGGGCUUUCAGAUCCCUGUUUGA
Molecule: messenger RNA, 1500 nt
Organism: Colletotrichum acutatum
Lineage: Eukaryota; Fungi; Ascomycota; Sordariomycetes; Glomerellales; Glomerellaceae
Product: FAD binding domain-containing protein
Exons: 6
Coding region: 1-1500 (499 amino acids)
Molecular function (GO): FAD binding
Source: RefSeq, a predicted model, not a curated record